AUGAUGCGGGGAUCAUCACAGCAGUUCAUGGGGAUCCCCGGACCCCAGAAGAUCCUCAAGACCGUCGGCUCCCUAUGGCUUUCGCAAACCCCAAAUCAAGAUACAUCCCUUGGGAUCUCAUCCUCAUGCCCUGGGUCGGAAAUAAGUUGUCAAGCCAAGUACCACGGCCAAGACACCUGCUGUUUCAACCACCCUGGCGGUCAAAUGCUGCAGACGCAAUUCUGGGACGUGGACCCUGCACUUGGCCCUGAAGAUGCAUGGACUAUUCAUGGCUUGUGGCCCGAUCACUGCGGCGGCGGCUUUGACCAAUUCUGCGAUUCCAAGCGCAAAUACAGCAACAUUUCGUUGAUUCUAGUUGACGCAGGUCGUGGAGACUUGCUCGAAUAUAUGAGCGAGUAUUGGAAGGAUUUCCGUGGUGAUGAUUCCAACCUCUGGCAACAUGAGUGGAACAAGCACGGCACUUGCGUUAGCACGCUUGAAACACAUUGUUACGAGGAUUAUCUACCACAACAGGAAGUUGUAGACUAUUUCGACAAAACUGUCGAAAUUUACAAGGAAUUGCCUUCUCAUGAGUUCCUCGCCAAUGCUGGCAUUAUACCAUCCCAGACACAGACAUAUGCUCUCGCUGAUAUUGAAGCUGCCUUGGAGCUCGCUCAUGGAAACCCUGUUACAGUCCGUUGCCGAGGUGGCGCAAUCAACGAGAUUUGGUAUUAUUUCAACAUCGCAGGAAGUCUGCAAAUGGGCAAAUUUAUCACUGCAGGCCCAGAUGGACAAAAGUCUAACUGCCCCUCCAAGGGCAUCAAAUACCCACUGAAGCAUGCCCGACACGAGCCUACGCAUACAACAACCAUAGGCCACCCUGAGCCCACGGCGCCUGGCACUCCUUUCACAGGCAGGGGCAAUCUAGUCGUGUCAAGGCUCAACCGAAAGCACGGCUGUAUCAUCAGCUACGGAACCUGGUUUUCAUCGGGAACUUGCGCUACUUUCCGGGCUGAGCAGCUAUCGGACGAUAAAUUUAUCCUGACAUCUAGCAAGGGGGCCUGCGCCUUCGAGAACGACGCCCUUGCUUGCGGACCUCAUGUCAAUGCGCCAAGCGAAUUCACUGCCAAAGACGGGAAGCUUUCUUAUAGUGGUGGCGAUACUUUCUAUGCCGACCAUGCACCCAAGGGGCGUACACAGAGUACUGUGUAUGCUUCGCAAGGGGGACGGCCUAUUGAGAUCGAGAUCACAUGGGCAUCGAAGUAG
Messenger RNA from Penicillium paradoxum, 1245 nucleotides. RefSeq names its product T2 family ribonuclease. The record is from RefSeq and is a predicted model, not a curated record. The coding region runs from base 1 to 1245 and encodes 414 amino acids. Gene Ontology annotation, biological process: RNA catabolic process. Gene Ontology annotation, molecular function: RNA binding; ribonuclease T2 activity. NCBI's taxonomy places the organism in Eukaryota, Fungi, Ascomycota, Eurotiomycetes, Eurotiales, Aspergillaceae. Gene Ontology annotation, cellular component: extracellular region. The transcript is spliced from 6 exons.